Alligator sinensis (Chinese alligator) is the source of this 1959-nucleotide messenger RNA. It is a transcript of the gene MOGAT1, whose product is annotated as monoacylglycerol O-acyltransferase 1. The annotation marks the transcript as partial. The transcript is spliced from 5 exons. Gene Ontology annotation, biological process: triglyceride biosynthetic process; diacylglycerol biosynthetic process. The record is from RefSeq and is a predicted model, not a curated record. Gene Ontology annotation, molecular function: diacylglycerol O-acyltransferase activity. NCBI's taxonomy places the organism in Eukaryota, Metazoa, Chordata, Crocodylia, Alligatoridae. Gene Ontology annotation, cellular component: endoplasmic reticulum membrane.
GUAGCACAGUGUUGCUGUGGAGUCUUUGUGAUCCUGUUUAUCGGAAACUAUUGGUUCCUGGGUGCUCUCUAUGUACUAUGGCUGUAUUCUGACUGGGAGACGCCACAGGCUGGAGGGAGAAGAUCACAGUGGGUGAGAAGGUGGACUGUUUGGAGGUUCUUCAGGGAUUACUUUCCAAUUCACCUUAUCAAAACAUCAGAUUUGGAUCCAAGCCAUAACUAUCUGUUUGGAUUUCACCCCCAUGGUGUCCUUGUUGCUGGAGCCUUUGGAAACUUUUGUACAGAAUAUUCAGGUUUUAAGGAGUUAUUCCCUGGCCUUACUCCAUAUCUUCACAUCUUGCCCUUCUGGUUCAGAUGUCCCUUCUUCAGAGAAUACAUAAUGUCUGCUGGACUGGUUUCGGCAUCCAUGAAGAGCGGCUCUUAUGUGUUGAAGAAAGGUGGCGGUGGAAACAUCUCAGUGAUUGUGAUUGGAGGUGCAGAAGAGUCUUUGAACGCACAUCCUGGAAGUUUAAAUCUGAGCAUCCUCAAAAGGAAAGGUUUUAUCAAGAUGGCUUUGAAGUGUGGGGCUCAUCUGGUCCCAGUAUUUUCGUUUGGAGAAAAUGAACUGUUUAAACAAGUUGCAAACCCCAAAGGAUCAUGGCUCAGAAACUUACAAAGUAGAAUGCAGAAAGUGAUGGGGUUUGCUUUACCACUGUUUCAUGCCAGAGGAAUCUUUCAGUACAGUUUUGGCUUGAUACCUUACAGGAAACCUAUUCACACAGUUGUGGGGAGCCCCAUUGCUGUGAAACAGAGCUCGAAUCCUACAGCUGAAGAGAUUGAACAGCUGCAUCAGACCUACUUGCAAGAACUAAAAACAUUAUUUGAAGAGCACAAAGGAAAAUACGGGAUCCCACAGCAUGAAACUCUUGUCUUUGAAUAACUGAAAACUCAGGGAAUCUAGGUCAAAGGAAAGUUGCCUCUGUAAUUGUUCUUGUAUAAGACUACCCUGUGCGUGUUGUAUGUGUGUCCAUUAGGAUGGGAUUAGUGGAUAUUCUCUCAUUUUUAGUCAUGGAAAACACCCUAAUUCAUUUGGGGUCUGAUCCUGCAUCCCAUCAGAUGCGAGUGGUCCCUAUAGGUUCAUCUGCAGGCAAAGUUGUUGGUACUUUUCCUACCAUUGGCUUAGAUGCUAUGCGGGUAAGAACAUCAUUGUAGAUGGGAUACAGAUGUUCAGCACCAGAUCACCUAAGCCUCUUGACUGAUGGAGCUGCACCAAAAUGAGCUCAACAAUGAUGCUAACAAACUGGGCCCUUAACUUCAGCUGCUUUGUUCCUGAUGCAUUACCAAAGGAAUAUCUUGAUGUUGGGGCAUUAACCAAAGUUCUUUUCAGUGUGGCAUCAAGUUGCUUUCUGAAUAUCAAGAAGUACAUGUGCUAGCCUCUGAAGGAAAAGCUGUGUAUUUCAAGUGAAUGGUCAUCAGGAACCAAAUGCAAAUACACAAACAUGGGGACAGUUUGUGGUUGCUCUUUUUCAAAAUGGUGUUCUCAGCCUAUAAGCUACUAUACAACAGGUUCAUCUCAUCUGAGAGGGUUGACAGGGUUUUGUGGAGGGAGGUGUGUGUGUGUGUGUGCAUGUAUUGGGUGGUGGGGGAGAGAUCUAGAUAACUUUUUUUUUUUUUCCAGUAGAGACUACAUUUUGGGUCAUGGGUUUCCCAGAAAAAGUUGCUGUAUUUUAGAAGUUCUGUUCUCAGGAAAUGGCAAGCAUUGUACUACAUGGGAGACAAUCUGCUUCAGAGACCAGGAGGGAUCUUUGAUUUCCUUUCCACCCUUCCUCCUACAGACUUCAUUUUACAAAUUAUUGGAAGACUCUCUUAGGGCAAACAUCCUUAAUACACAGUCUUGUUCAGUUCAGUUCAGUUCUACACCAAGGAAGAUGUAGUCCAGAAGCUAGACCAAAGGACUGGGAGUCAGAGUGUGAAAUUUUAU